AUGCGCGUCUUAGAGCUAUUAGUACUCGCCUGGUGGGUGCAGUUGCUGAGGUCUCACCCUGCAACAUGGCUGCGUCUGUCUUGGUGGGGUGAUAUUGCUGUGGGUGUCUGCGCCUUUCUUCAUUUUGCCCUGCUUAAACAAGUUCUUUACUCCUCUCUUCUCGCUCUUCGCUGCGGAAUGCUCAUUGAUCAUCCUCUCUUAGAAAAGGUGUGGGAGAUUCAAAGGGCGGAGAAUGUGCGGCGUACAGCGGAGUUAAUCGACCGCCUGCGCAUUCAGUCGACUUUGUUUGCAAUCAGAGAAGGAGGAGACAUGUUCUGGAAGCAAAUGCAAAUCAAGGCUAUGUCUGUGUCUCGCGCUGUGAAAGACCAAAUGGUGGCGAUGUGGGCGUCCUUAGAUGAAGCACAUCUAGGACAAAUAGAUAGGCCUAGGAUAUUUAAGUUUUUAAAGUCUCAAGGUCUCUCUAUAGACAGCGAAGCAGAUGUGAAUGAUUUCCUCCAAGUGUUUGAUCGGAAUAACAAAGGGGCUUUAGAUGAAGAGGAGUUCUACGUGAUGGUUAUUGUAGUUAAACAACUCCUUAUAGAGCCUCUAGACAAAGAUGCUCUUCGAGCGCUCUUCGAAGACAAAUUCGGCAUUCCUUGGACAGCCCCAACUGGGAUCGAUGCUAACAGCCUCGCGAGAAUACUGACAGAGUUGAGGGUCCACUGGUCUGAAGGCAAACGCCGCUAUCUUUUAGAUUUCGUAGGAGGCCGCCGCUCUACUCCAGGUGUCUCUGCAGAUUUGUUUGUCUCUCAGCUGCAAGCAAUGGAAGAACAAACCCUGCAGCCAGUGCAGCACGUAGGUCUUACUUUUGUUCCUAACUAG
This is a messenger RNA of Eimeria acervulina, 861 nucleotides long. RefSeq lists its product as hypothetical. The record is from RefSeq and is a predicted model, not a curated record. Bases 1 to 861 code for a protein of 286 amino acids. Gene Ontology annotation, molecular function: calcium ion binding. The transcript has 7 exons. NCBI's taxonomy places the organism in Eukaryota, Apicomplexa, Conoidasida, Eucoccidiorida, Eimeriidae.